Messenger RNA from Monopterus albus (swamp eel), 4802 nucleotides. It is a transcript of the gene vcam1b, whose product is annotated as vascular cell adhesion molecule 1b. The coding region runs from base 371 to 2779 and encodes 802 amino acids. The record is from RefSeq and is a predicted model, not a curated record. Lineage: Eukaryota; Metazoa; Chordata; Actinopteri; Synbranchiformes; Synbranchidae. Gene Ontology annotation, biological process: cell-cell adhesion. The transcript is spliced from 11 exons. Gene Ontology annotation, cellular component: membrane.
AUCAAGACAAUAAUCAUUUGAUUGAUCAGUGACCCUGAUGUUUGGCCUGUCACCAUCUGUAUAUAUAAAUAUUUGUUGUGGUGCAGGAAUCUUUGAAGCAGUGAGAGGUAAAGCCAAAAAAAACAAACAUUUUCCAGUGCAGUGCGUGUAAAGUCAUAUGUGUCCUGCAGGUGGUGCUGUGGUCUGUAGAUGCACAGGGGCACUGGAGAGGGGGGUCUGCAUUUGUUUCUCAUCAGCUGGGCAUUUCAGCUCAAACCCAGCUGGCUUUCUGCUUCAGACUGAAGCAUCGACACAAAGGAGACGCUGCUGCUUCAUCUGUUCACAUUCAUUCAUGCAUCAGUGUGUUGUCUGAAUCCUCUGAGGGGUGGACAUGUCUCAGCUGUGUCUCUCUAGGAUCUUUAUUCAUCUGCUCACAGCCGCAUUGCUGCUGUCAUCGUGCUGCAUUCAGGGUCUUCAUGUGGACAUGCGUCCCAGGCAGCCCCUGUUCAGGCUGGGGGAGCGUCAGCUGCUGAUCUGCACGGUUCAUGACUGUCCCGUGAGGCCGAGCAUCUCUUGGUCUUUAUUGGAGGACCGGCCUCUGACUGCCAAAGUCAACACAAACAGGACCCAGUCUGUGGUGAUCUUUGACCCCGUAAUGGUGGAGCACGAAGUAACUCUGCUGUGUAAAGUCAGCUGUCGAGGCGAGAACAGGCAGAUCAAAACCUCUGUGCAUGUGUACUCCUUCCCAUCAGCCCCCGUGAUCACAGGUCAGGACCACCUGAGACUGGGGGAGGAGUCCACCCUGACCUGCCAGGUGUCUGAUCUCAUUAUGGGAGAGCAUGGACACAGCUCAGUCUGGUCUGAAUACAGGUUCACUCCUCUGGCCCAGGACUCAGGAGGAAACAUCAGCUGCAGAACCACUCUGGGCCUGCAGGACCUGCCAGCUGAGGACAGGACCAAAGAGACCACCGUUCGACUAAACCUGCUCUAUGCUCCUGUGGUCACAUCGAUCUCAGACUCUGUUUCGGUCCUGGUUGGCUCUCCGCUCAUUCUCACCUGUUCAGUGGAGGGAAACCCCGAGCCCACCAUCAGCUGGAACUUCAAGGCAGCAGAUGGUCUGUCUGUGCAGCGAGGUCUUGGACACCAGCUUGUCUUCACGGCUGUGAGUCUGUCUGAGGCUGGACCAUAUGAGUGCGAGGCCCGAAACACAGAAGGAAACCAGACCGCUGUUGUGGACAUCACAGUUUACGGUCCGCCCAGUAACACCUCCCUCUCAGUGAGUCCAGGUGAGGAGGUGUUGGAGGGUCAGCAGGUGACAUUUAUCUGCCACUCAGAUGGAGCUUCACCCACCAGGCUGGUGCUGAGGAGGGAGGGGAUGGAGCUUCAGAGGACUGACCCCAUCUCAUCCACCUCCUCCUCCUCCUCACUGUCCUUCAGCCUCUCCCCUGCCCAGCUGGAAGACUCUGCCCAGUAUCAGUGUGAAGCCUCCAACCAGUAUGGAUCCCAGCUGGUGACCAGCUCCGUCAUUGUCAGAGCUCACCCUCUGCAGGUGGAGGUGAGUCCUCAGGUCUCAGCAGCAGCAGGUUCAGGUCUGAUCCUGACCUGCACAGCCUCUGGGUGUCUCCACCCUCCCACCCUCACCUGGACCAGGAAGGACCAGAACAUCCUCCGGAGGACGCAGCAGCAGGAUGGACGGUCCCUACUGCACCUGCAGGACCUGGGCCUCCAGGAUCAGGGGAGGUACAGCUGUGAGGCUGAGUGUGACUCCGUUGUCAGGACCAGAAACACCCAGGUCCACGUCUACUCGUUUCCAUCUGAUCCGGUUCUGGAAGAUCCUGGCCCAAUCCUGCUGGGUCAGGUGGCGGUCCUUCGCUGUUUUGUCACCAAUGUCUUUUCGGCCAAUCAGCUGAGGAUUGAGUGGCUGUUGGGCAACACGACUAUAGCGUCAGAGGUCUUUGGGUUCUCCAGUUCUUUACAAAACAUCUCGUCUGAUCUUCAGCACCAGGUCCAGGAGGACCAGCAGGUUCUUACCUGCAGAGGCCAGCUGCUGACAGAGGACGGAGACGUGUGGAUGUCCAAGAGGGCCAGCGUCGCUCUGCUGGUCCACUACCCUCCAAGGAGAACUACCCUCUCAGUGAGUCCAGGUGAGGAGGUGGUGGAGGGUCAGCAGGUGACAUUCAUCUGCUGUUCAGAGGGAGCUCCACCCACCACACUAGUGCUGAGGAGGGAGGGGAUGGAGCUUCAGAAGACUGAUCCUGCCUCCCCCUCUCUCUCCUUCAGCCUCUCCUCUACCCAGCUGGAAGACUCUGGCCAGUACCAGUGUGAAGCUUCCAACCAGUACGGAUCCCAGCUAGUGACCAGCUCCAUCAUUGUCAGAGCUCCUCCGAGGAACACCACAGUGAUCGUCCUGCCCUCCUCAGUGGUCCACGUGGGACAAAAUGUCACCGUAUGCUGCCAAACCAUCAGCUUCCCGCCAUCGGCCAUGAUUCUGAAGAAACUGACCAAUGGCACAGAGCUUUAUUCCCCCAAUGGCACCUUCCUAUUGGUCAACGUCACGGCCAGAGACUCUGGGCUGUACCAAGUCAAUGUGACCAAUGACCUUGGAUACCAGGUCAAAGUCUUCAGUAUCAGUGUCAGAGAGAGAAGCACCACACCUCCUCCCGGUCUCAGCGGCAUCAUCAUCCCAGCCAUCUGCAUCGCUGCUGGGCUAGCAACUGCUGCUCUGCUCCUCGACUACCUGAGGAGAUCCAGGAAGAAAGGCUUUUACCAGCUGCCCCAAUCUGCUCCACCCUCAGCCUGAGGUUCACACUGGGCUGCCGAGUUCAUCGUGUGGCUAACAAGUUUUAAACACGUCUACCAUGUCCCUACAGUGUGGCUGCUGUCUCCCAGAAUGCGCCUACUGACUUCCAUCAUGUGGCUCCACUAUCCCUACAUGUGGCUACCAGAUCCCAACACGUCACCAGCAUCUAAAAGCGUGUAGCUUACAUUCCUCAGAUGCGGCUACUAGGUCUCAGCAUGGCUAACCUGUCCUAACAUUUGGCUCUGAUACGUGGCCAUAGCUUCUAGUAACCCAGUGUGUGGCAGCCCCUCCCAGUGCGCGGCUACCACACGCCUACAUUAUGCUACCAGUUCCCAGAAUAUGACCACAAUCUGCCAACAGGUGACUGCCAAGUUUAAACAUUUUAACACUUUGCUACUCCAUCCCGUCAUGUGACCUCCACCUUCUCUGUGGCUACUAAGAACCAAGCUGUGACUGUCAUCUGCCAAAGAUGCAGCCAACAAUGCCCAAACAUGUGGAAACCACUUUCCAAAAUGUGACUUUUACAAUCCAUUUGACUGAUUCAUCCCAAUAUGUGGAAAUCACCUGACAACCUGCAGCUCCCACACCCUAGUAUGUGGACACCGCAUCACAACAUGUGGCAACAUGUGGCUGGUAUCUGCCAGGUUCCAGUAUGUGGCUAUCAUCUGGUAUGUGAUUACCACCUGCCAGGAUCCCCAGCUGUGAAUACUACCUGCCAACAGGUGCCACUGUUUCAGCGUGUGACUUUAAUACCUCAACAUGUGACUCAAAAAGGUACAUCUUGUGUGUCUUAAAGAUCGCUCCUAUGUCCAUGGUCAACCCGGAAGUCCUCUGGUCGACCGAGGAUGUAGGAUGUUCCAAGCCUCCUGUAUCCUACCAUGUCCUCAGUCUGUGGCUGCGUCUCCUAGCAUGGGACUACUACAUGACUACUGCCUCUUAGAUAUGUGAUUACAUAUCCAAAUGAUAUGUAUAACAUUGUUUGAUACAACAAGUGAAUGUGUGACUAGUGUUCUGGUACAGCCCUACCACAUGCCAACUUGUUUUUAUAACAUUCCCAUGCUUGGCUACAAGCUUCCAUCAUGUGACAACCAAGUGGGACCAUGAGGCUACCAGUCCUGUGCAUGUGUGUACCACAGCCCAGCCAGGUGAGCACUGCUGGACACUAGCCUCUGGUAAAUGUUUCAUAUUAAGCCACAGUGUGCUGUCAGCUUUCGGUCGCUUUGCAGCACAUUGAAAGGUAUCUUUGUUUUCAGUGAACCGUCCCUUUACCUGCUUGGCCUGAAAAACCGCUUCAGCUCUUUAUGUUUAACCCGUGACCCGUUGUCUCACUGAUGGAAAGAGACAAAAGCAGAAGGUUUCUUUAUGUGGGAGCCCCUCGGUCUGCUACUGCUGCAGCUUCAGGGGUCACCACGUUGCUCUACAGUGUUUGUGCUGGAGGUGACGUGAGUUGAACGCAGAUAUGUGUACAGUUCCUCACGCUGUGCUUUUAUUAAAGAUUUUUAUUUCUUCACUCCUGUCCCAGAGCUUGUUGGAGCAUGAUUUGAUUUCCUGUGAUUCAGCGGGUGAUCGGCUUUCCCUUUCACUUCUGUCAGACUCAGUUUACUGGAAGUCUCACUGUGACUAUGGAGACCCCAUGCUGCUGCUCAGACCAUCAGGUCUGAGGACACUUUAAAACACAGGCUCUGCUUGUUUCUCUGGGUUUUUACUGACAGAUUUAGCUCUGAGAGAAUCGUCCUCAUUUGUCAAAGCUGCUGGAACAUUCACAUGUCAGUACAAAUGUACAAAGGUUUUUCUGCACACAUUAAAUCUGAGCUGUGUUUAAAGCUUCCUAUUCUCUGGGGGCCAAGGGGUUAAAAUGGCUGUCUCUCUCUUCUGGCUGUAAAAAGGCCUAAACAGCCCCGAACGAAUUAAACAAAACAUAGUUUUUAUAGUUGGAAGAACACACAGUCGCUAUACAAGUAUAAGACCAUUUACCAUUUACAGUCCCUGUGUGGGGGGCUGGAUUAUGGGGGCGGCUGUGGCU